This is a messenger RNA of Neltuma alba, 1813 nucleotides long. Its product is annotated as UPF0481 protein At3g47200-like. The transcript has 2 exons. NCBI's taxonomy places the organism in Eukaryota, Viridiplantae, Streptophyta, Magnoliopsida, Fabales, Fabaceae. The record is from RefSeq and is a predicted model, not a curated record. Bases 134 to 1468 code for a protein of 444 amino acids.
UUACCAAAUUAUAUUGGGGAAGCCAGCUCCAUCAGAAGAAAAUGGAAGACCAUUUCAUCAUUUCUGGUUCGCUCAAAAAGUGAUCAAACACACGACUUGCAAUCUGUGUUUCAAAAUUCAAACAUAAGACAAUAUGGAGGAGGUAAAUGAUAGAAAAGAAGGAUUCAACCAUAUCAGUAUCGAUGAAAAAGUGUUAUCAAAUUCACUUGCAAAACGUUUGGAAGACAAAUUGGAGAAGCUGCCUCCUCUGUCACCUGAAUGCUGCAUAUAUCGAGUUCCUGCAGAACUACGUGAAGGCAAUGAAAAAUCCUUCACUCCUCAAGUUAUUUCUAUUGGUCCUCUCCAUCACAACAACGAAAAGCUCAAAGAUAUGGAACAACAUAAAAUGAGAUUCUUGAAUGACUUUCUCUCACGGAUUCAAGUAAGCUUAGAUGACUGUGUUGAACUGUUGAGGAGAAAAGAAGUGAAGUUGCGAAAUUGUUAUGCAGAUCCCAUUGAGUUUGAUAGUGAUAAGUUCAUUGAGAUCAUUCUAAUCGAUGCAGCUUUCAUUGUUGAAGUGUUCUUGAGAAAUAGUAUUAGUUCUGAUGAUUACAAGGUUCAGAAUAAUCGACAUGAUCAUUUUUUUGGUAGACCAUGGAAGCUAAAGUUCAUUAAGAAUGACAUGCUUUUACUUGAAAAUCAAGUUCCUUUCUUCAUCAUUGAGGACCUUCUUUCACUCACUGGAUCAUCCAUUCCCAUCAGGAAUGAUCACAGGCAUUCAGCAAUCAAGCUAACGUACGAGUUCUUCAAAACGAGAAUGUAUCUGAAGGAUGUUGAUGCCUUCAAUGCCAUGGAAAAAGUAGGCCAAUCCGAAAUACAACACUUUGUUGACUUCGCCAGAAUUUGUCACUUGCCACAAGAAAUGCCACACAAAAGUAAACUAAAGUCUCUAACUUUACCUACUGCGACACAGUUGCACCAAGCAGGAGUGAAGUUCAAGGUGAAGCAAAGUAGGAAUCUUUUUGACAUACAGUUCAAAGAUGGAACCUUGGAGAUUCCACGCUUGAGAAUAAAUGAUGCUAUGGAGAACUUUCUGAGGAAUCUCAUUGCAUAUGAACAUUACCACUUGAAAGAUAACUAUGUGAAUGACUAUGUCUUCAUCCUGCAUCGCCUUAUCGACACGCCUGAGGAUGUGGAAUUGCUUGCUCAGAAUGGGAUUAUUGAGUCAAAGUUAGCAGGUAAUGAAGAGGUGUCUUCUGCUAUCAAUAAGCUAUCUCCCGGAAUGACUCUGAUCAGAUUCAAUUUCUACUUCUCAGAUCUGUGUAAGGAGCUCAAUGAUUACUAUAGAGUGCCCUGGCAUAAAUGGAAGGCAACUUUAAAACAGGACUACUUUACAAAUCCAUGGGCCAUUAUCUCUGUAAUUGCAGCAAUUGUGCUUCUUAUACUCACCAUAGUGCAGACAUAUUAUGCAGUGGCUUCUUACUAUUAGUUGUUUCCCAAAAAAAAAAAUGUUACAAAUUUUUUUUUUCCGUGGUACAAAAGUUUUCGGCAAGAGAUUGGACUCACCCACAAGCCAAGGAUAGGGAGAACUAACUCAUGAUCUAUAGGAACUAGCCCAAACAGGGAUGUGCAUACAUCCUGUUAAUCCUAACCUUAGUAGUAUUCCCGCUUCACUUAGCUGCGAGUAUGCCUCCCUAAGUGCCACGACAAUCUCCAAAAUUGAACCUUUUCUGUUUGGUAAGAGUGUCCAACUCUUUGACUACUGAACCCAUAGUGCGAUGUGUUGUUACAAGUUUAUGAUGAUAGAUAAAUUUAUAUUUGAUUUUUAUGCAAA